AAUAGUUUUCCUAUUGGUUUUCAACUGUGAAAGGCUUUAUAAAAAGCUUAGAUCUUGUGUGGAACUGAUGCAUACCUGUCACAACCAUGAGCAGACCAGCAGAGAUGAGCUGAGAUGAGCUAUUAUAUGGCUGCAAAAUAAAAUAUUAAAGGAAAAUGGAUGAGGAUAUUGCCAUCAUUGGAAUUGGAUGCAACUUUCCAGGAGGUGAAGGUGUAGAAAACUUCUGGAAAGUUCUUGUGGAAGGUAGGAACUGUGUGGUUCAGAUUCCAGAUGAAAGGUUUGAAACAUCAGAAUGGUUUCAUCCAGAUGAGAGCAAACCAGGAAAAACAAGAACCACCACAUCUGCUCUUAUUGAAGGAUUCAAUGAGUUUGAUCACAAGUUCUUUGGCAUCAGCGAGGCUGAAGCUGAUUACAUGGAUCCUCAGCAGAAACUGUUACUGCAGUGUGCAUACCGUGCUUUAGAGGAUGCUGGGAUACCCUUGGAAAAAGUGAGCGGAACCAGAACAGGGGUUUACAUAGGUCUUAUGAAUAGGGACUACGAGACACUUUUAAACAACAGUCCCAGCACAAUAACCCACUAUAAUGGUACAGGAACAGCUAUGAGUAUAGCUGCCAACAGAAUUUCCUACAUAUUCAACCUGACUGGACCCUCAUUUGCCAUUGACAGUGCAUGUUCUUCAUCCCUAGUGGCUCUUCACUCUGCAUGUCAGGCCAUCAGGCAAGGGGACUGUGAAAUGGCUCUGUGUGGAGGGGUCAGCUGCAUCCUUGAGCCUCGAGUCUUUGUGGCCCUUAGCAAGGCAAAGAUGAUCUCACCCGAGGGCACAAGUAAACCAUUCUGCCGUACAGCAGAUGGCUAUGGCAGAGGGGAGGGAUGUGGCAUAGUCUUACUGAAGUCUUUGAAAAAGGCUAUUGAGAACUCUGAUCAUAUAUGGGGCAUUGUGAACAAGACUGCAGUAAACCAAGAUGGCCACACAGUCACACCAAUCACCAAGCCCUCCAUGACCCAGCAGGAGGCUCUACUGCGCAUGAUCUACUCAUCUGAGGAUUUUCUAGCAAAUGUCCAGUAUGUGGAAGCUCAUGGGACUGGAACACCAGCAGGAGAUCCAGUUGAGGCUGGAAGUAUCUCAAGAGUCAUUGCCAAAACAAGACCGUCAAGCUUAGGGCCUCUGUUUGUUGGCUCUGUUAAGAGUAACAUCGGACAUACAGAAUCUGCAGCAGGGGUGGCAGGACUCAUAAAGAUUCUGUUAAUGAUGAAACAUGAAACCAUUGUUCCCUCUUUGUUCUACUCGGCAGAAAAUUCCAGCAUAGAUGCCAAAGCUCUCAAUCUUAAAAUCCCCACCAGAGCUGAGAAAUGGCUUUACUCUGGGUCCAGGAUAAAGAUGGCUGGAUUAAACAGCUUUGGGUUUGGUGGCACCAAUGCCCAUGCCAUCAUCACAGAGUAUGUGCAAGCAACAGUCUCUGAUAGGCACACUCUUGAACCUCUAAAACUACUCCCAAUGUCUGCAGCCACGGAUCAGUCUCUUCAAUUGUGCAUUGCUGACACAUAUCAGAGGAUUUCAGCAGAUGAGACCGUUGAUCUACAAGCUCUUGCUUAUACAUUCGCCUGCCGAAGAAGCCACAUUAGACACAAAUUUAGAAAAGUCUUUGCUGCAUCAUCUCUGUCAGAGUUAAUCUCACUUCUCAAAGCUAGCAUGAACAAGAAAUUAGCCCCAACAAAGAAGGACCAGAAAUUGGUUUUUGUAUUUUGUGGCAAUGGUGUUACCUAUAGGGGAAUGUGUAAACAGCUGCUGAACGAAGAACCUGUUUUUAGGAGCAAGUUCAAAGAGGUGGAAAGCUACUUCCAAAGGUUCAGAUGCAGUAUUUUGCAGAAGAACACAAGCAGCUAUGAAGAUCAAGAUUUCUCUAAACCAGAUGUUGUACAGCCACUUCUUUUUGCAAUACAGGUUGCAAUUGGACACCUUCUUAGGCACUGGGGCAUCAGACCAGAUAUAGUUCUUGGACAUUCAGUGGGAGAGAUCGCUGCAGCUCAUUGCUCUGGUCUGCUGUCUCUUGAGGAUGCAGUAAAGGUUGUAUACCAUCGUAGUUCUCUACAGACCAAAGUGACUGGUGGGAGGAUGCUUGUUGUUGGCAACAUUCCUGUCCUGGAUGUUUUAGAAAUUCUCCCUGCAUACACAGGAAAGAUCUGUCUAGCUGCCUUGAACAGUCCUAUGUCUUGCGUACUGUCAGGUGAUAAGCAAGCUGUUGAGAAUGUGCACCAAAAGCUACAGUCGUUGUUUGAGAGCAGAAAUGUGUUUCUUCAUGUCUUGGAUGUUCCUGCUGCUUACCAUAGUCAUAUGAUGGAUCCUAUUGUGGGCCAAAUCAAAGACAAUAUUGGACAGUUAUCUGGGAAUGAAAUGGAGUGUGAAUUGUUUUCCACUGUGACAGGUGAGAAGUGUCAUCAAGGGGACUUUGUAAAUGGUGAAUACUGGGUAAGAAACAUCCGAGAACCUGUUGCAUUUGAACAAGCAAUCAGGUCUGUUUCUAACCAUGCAAGAAACACAGUCUUUGUGGAAAUUGGUCCAAGGCAAGCUCUGCAGAGGAACAUCAAGGAGAUCUUGGGAAAUGACAAAACAGUGCUCCCUUCAGUUCAACCAGGUAAAGACCAGCUGACAAUGUUCAUCACUGUAUCAAAACUGUUUGAGCUGGGGGUCAAUGUAAAAUGGGAUAAGUUCUACAAAGGGUUUGAAACAGAGCUUACUGCUUUCCCAAGGUAUCAGUUUCAAUGUCAAAAAAAUGAGGUGCACUUUGAGGAUGUAAGACGGGGACAUGACACAGUCUCUUGCAGUCUAUAUCCACUAAUAAUUCAAAGUAAACGUGAUGACAAUGUGAUCAAGUGCAACCUAUCUGCAAGUACAAACUCUUAUCUUUGGGAACACAAGAACAGUGGCAUUUCCAUUGCCCCUGGAGCACUGUUUGUUGAACUUGCAUUUGAAUCUGUUAUAGAAACUGUUGCUCCAAAGAGACCUCUUAACUCAUUUCAGCUCUCAAUCAACUUCCAAAGUUUGUUUGUUCUAAAUAAGAACUACCUACCUCUCAAAAUUAAGGUUGAGACAUCCAAGGACACAUCCUCAUUUCAGAUUGUGUCUUCUAGUGUGGUGCAUGCAUCAGGGACCGUUUGCCAUGAAGGGGGACCAGCCAUUUUAGAACAGCAAACUAUUAACCUCAGUGCUGUUUUGAAGAGAUGCCAAUCAGUAAUUGAAUCAAAGAAUGUGUACGGCACUCUUAAUGAUGUUGGAUUUGAGUAUGGGCCUAACUUCAAGCAACUUGGAGACAUUCAUUAUGGACAAGAAUUCAAAGAAGCAGUGACCAGAGUUGUGAUCCCAGAGGGAGUACUCAACCAUCUGUAUGAGUAUUGCUUGCACCCAGUAGUCCUAGAUUACUUCUUGCAAAUGUCUUCAGUUUUAGGAUUAGUAUCUAGCACCAUCAGGCCUGGAUUUCCCUCUUCAGUUGGUAGUAUGGUUAUAUCUGCACCUCCCCAUAAAGAGAUGUUCAUGUAUAUGAGAUUGACCAAACAAAUGUCAGACAACUUUGAGGUUUGUGGCGGCUUCACUGACAAAGAUGGACGUGUGUUGAUUGAGCUAAGGGAUGUCAGAAUUAAUUUUCUUGAAGCACAUGGACAUAUCAGAGAUUUAUGUUUCUUCAACAAUCAGAAGGUUGACAUUCACACUGAGAGCAGUUUCUCCAGGAGAAUCAAGGCUUUAGUCUUUGAGGACACUUUUGGUAUUGCUAAAGGUUUGAAGCCAUAUUUGCACCCAAAAUCUGUAUUUGUUCCUAAACCCGAAUUGACAAAGAACUCAGCCUUGCUUGUACCAGAAUUAAAGUCUACCUGCAGUGCAGCAGACAUGGAACUUGAUGGGAUCCUGUUUAUCUGGGGCAUUCAGAGUAUCAGUCACCUAAAAACUGAAGCUAUUUUGGACUCCCUGGUCGACAGCUGUGAACUUUACCAUCAGGUUCUUUUGGCUUUAAGAAACUGUGGCCGUGCAUGUUCGAUCCAUGUCAUUACUUACAGGUCAGCAGAAGGAAUAGUUGACCGUAUAAAUCCUGCUUUUGUGUUAUCUGGCAUGACAAGGGCAUGUGCUGCAGAGUUGUCAGGCAUCUCAUUUCAGCUUAUUGACCUGUCCACAGUGUCAAGAGAGGAUAUAGAAACAUUGGGUCAUGUGCUAAACUCAUACAAGACCCUACAAUACCCAGAAGUCUACAUCAGCAAAGGAAAGGCUUACUCUGCUGUGAUUACAUCUACUCCUAUCACCACAAUUGAAACAAUUAAUUCUAAAUCAAAAUGCCUACAGUACCACAACUUUACUUUGCAGACAACCAAUCCCUACAGGAUGACCAGCGUAUUAGCUUUGCCUUCAGUGAGUUCAGUUAACACCAUUGAUAGGAAAAGCAUUGAGAUUCAGCUGAGUAAAGUAUGUGUGCACACAUCAGAUUAUUUUCCAGUUAGUACUUCAGAGCUAAACUUUGCUCAGACAAUGUACUGGAACAAGCACACAACCCAGAACCACCAUCUCCUGGCACUUGAUUUCUCCGGGAUUGUUAUGGCUGUGGGAAAGGAUGUCAACAAACUCAAAGUGGGAGACCAUGUGAUCUGUUGUUAUCCUGUAAAAGCAACUUCCAAAGUUGUCCUCCCUGAGGAUGUGUGCUUCAACAUAAAAAGGUUCCCAUUCCUGAAGGAUGUGCCAUGUGCUUCAUACCUUGUCCUGAUCAGGGAGAUACUGAUUUGCUUGUUACCAAACAAGACCAAACAACAGCAAAAUAUGAGCAUCUUCUCGGCUGUUCGUGAUUCAGCUCUUGUCAAGUUAUUGACAAUCAUAGCAAGUAAAUCAGGCUGGAGUGUUUUUACAGAAACUGAGAUAAAUGGAUUAGUCCAAAGUGCAAAGCAGUGCCAUCUUUUAGUAAUUAUUCCCCCAUUUGAUUGCUCACUUUUGACAGAGAUUGUCAGUGUUGCCAAUGCAAAUCACACAAUUGCACUGUGUGGCAUCCGUAACCCAAGCUAUUCUGCACUAGAUGUUAUUCAGCAGGACUCUGAGAGGACUUGCUUCCAGACUCUUGAGAUGUCCAAAAUCUUCCAGAAGUCGCGUCUCAAGGCACAUGGAGCGUUUCUCCAGAAGUGGCUAAAGGGAAUGCACUUGCGCAAAGUGUGGCCAACAAUACAAAGCAAAAUUUUUCAGAUGGCACCCUCUGAAAGUAUGCCUGCUCAAUAUGUUGAGCAUUCUGGAUCUUAUUUCAAUGCAAGAACUGUGGAUGUAAUCACUCUGGCAACAGAUGACCCCAGGACCAAGAUAUCUACCAUCCCUUUGCUUCCAAGAGCAAUGCAGCUAUUCUCAAAGGAAGGUGUGUACAUAGUUUCAGGGGGUCUAUCUGGUUUGGGAUUUGAAACUGUUAAGUUUAUUGCCCAGAGAGGUGGAGGAUGCAUUGCCACUCUUUCAAGGAGUGCACCCUCUGAGAAGGUACAAGAUGACAUAAACAGUCUCAAAAUGAGAUAUGGAGCGAGAAUUCUCACUCUUCAGUUUGAUGUCUCUGCACAAGAGCAAGUGAUGGAAGCCAUUACCAUGAUUGCCAAUCAUUUUCCCUCCCAUCCAAUCAGAGGGGUUUUCCACAGUGCUGCUGUUCUCCAUGAUGGAUUACUGGAAACCCUUGAUAGAUCUCUUUUCCUGAAAGUCCUGCAACCUAAAGUCUGUGGUGCUCUUAAUCUCCACCUUGCCACGCUGCAGAGCAAGACACUCGAUUACUUUGUGUGCUAUUCCUCUAUCUCCUCUUUCAUUGGAAAUGCUGCACAAGCUAACUACGCAGCAGCUAACUCAUUUCUUGACACUUUUUGCCACUACCGACGCAACAUUGGACUUCCCGGACAAUCUAUCAAUUGGGGCCCCCUUAAACUUGGCCUGCUAAUGAACAAAGACAAUUUUCAAAAGUUCCUGGAAACAAAAGGGCUGAUGAUCAUGGAUGUGGCAGAGAUCCAUGAAGCACUAGAGCACUGCCUUUUGCUUGACAAUCCCCAGCAAGUGGUGUGCAGAUUUAAUUUCAGAAACCUGAACAACCAUGUCCUCUCCCAGAACAUGUCACUGAAGUUUCGUCUGUCUGCUUUAGUGGAGGAAGGACUGAAAAACAAAGAUGCUGAGGACUCUGGGAUAAGUGUUCAGUCAUCAGUGGAUGAUUGUGUUCGAGCGAUUGUGACUGAAAUUUGCAGUGUUGAUACUGAUGAUCUAAGUGUUGAAACUACCCUUGCUGAACUAGGGGUUGACUCCAUGUUGGCCAUGACGCUGCAGAAUCGCUUCUUUCAAGAGAUGGGUGUAAAUAUUCCUCUUGUUGCUUUGCUUGAUCCAAAUUGUACAUUGUUGUCAUUGACUGAAUUGAUGAAACAGAGCACCGAUGGGGACUGUGAGAUUUCUGUGCAUCUGUAAUCCAUACAGGCACUAUAGUUAUUGUCAGGUUUUUGAGGGAAGUUUAUAGGGUGGGUAAAAGUUAACUAGGCAUUACAAAUAGAUUGUAAAGUCCAUAUUUCUAAUACAAAUUAUCAUUACAGAUGCCUAUGACUAUUGAAGUAGGAAAUAUCAAGUCCUUUUACUAUCUUUUAUUUAGACCCACUUUGUACUACCUUGUAUAUAGCCCGUAUAAGGGUGUUUUCAUAUAUGUAUGUAAAUGUAA
This is a messenger RNA of Danio aesculapii, 6687 nucleotides long. RefSeq names its product polyketide synthase 1 (gene pks1). The record is from RefSeq and is a predicted model, not a curated record. Gene Ontology annotation, molecular function: fatty acid synthase activity; phosphopantetheine binding; 3-oxoacyl-[acyl-carrier-protein] synthase activity. Lineage: Eukaryota; Metazoa; Chordata; Actinopteri; Cypriniformes; Danionidae. The transcript has 6 exons. Bases 156 to 6443 code for a protein of 2095 amino acids. Gene Ontology annotation, biological process: fatty acid biosynthetic process.